CUUGAUUUAGACCAUGCCACUAACUUCAAAACUUCCUAGCGGAUCAAAAAUAGGAAAGACAAUCAGAAUCCGUGGCAUGUGCUCUGGACAAGACGGAUUUUCGAUAAAUUUGAUGGACGACAGAGAGAACAUUUACUUUCAUUUUAAUCCUCGCCCACGAGAGAAGUCUGUCAUAAGUAAUUCUUGUUUUGGAAGCUGGGGAAAAGAAGAAAAAAGAUACUUAGAAAAGUUUCCUUUCCUUCCAUUUCAGUACUUUGAUGCUUCGUUUGUCCUAAUGGAAGACAAAUUUACAGUAUUUGUAAAUGAUGAGCACCUCGUUGAUUUCACACAUCGUGGGAAUCCUGACAACAUUUCUGUUCUUGGUAUCAAAGGUAGUGUUCAUAUUUUGGAGACAGAAUAUCUAGGAUCUAUGUAUACUAUGAUGGAAGUUGAAUCUGGUCUGGAAAAGGGAGACAUCUUCGUACUGAAUGGAAUGGUAACUGAAAACGGAAACGUAUUUGCUGUGAAUUUUCUAAGCGGGCAAUCAGUAGACGGUGACAUUGCCCUUCACCUUAACCCUCGAGUAGAGACUCGUGAGAUGGUUCUUAACAGCAGGAUUGGGGGUACCUGGCAAGAAGAGGAAAAGGUUACUCUACCUGGUGAAUUCAGUUACGGCAAACCAUUCCAAAACAAAGUGGAAACUAAGAAAAAGAAAUUCAAGAUUUCUUUAAAUGGCAAAACACUUACCAAGUACAAAGUACGAGGUCCUAUCGAAGACAUCAAAGCAGUCAACGUAUCUGGCAAAGUAUUCGUCUUGGAGACACUUCUGAUGAAGAAACUGACAACGCCCGUAUUUGGAAAGGUGAUUCCGAUACUUAUUUUCAAUUUGACAUCAUGUUAA
Messenger RNA from Magallana angulata, 880 nucleotides. RefSeq names its product galectin-8-like. The record is from RefSeq and is a predicted model, not a curated record. NCBI's taxonomy places the organism in Eukaryota, Metazoa, Mollusca, Bivalvia, Ostreida, Ostreidae. The transcript has 7 exons. The coding region runs from base 14 to 880 and encodes 288 amino acids. Gene Ontology annotation, molecular function: galactoside binding; carbohydrate binding.